AUGAAUGCCCCCAGCAAAUCGGAUGAGAUGCGAGCAACUGGAAGAGCCAUUUCGGUGGAGACGGCGAUGGCGAUGGCGGUGGCGGUGGACUCCAGUGGUCACAUGCCACAGCCCGCUCAAGUGUUGCUGGGACGCGCCACCCAAAGCAAAAUGUCCCAGGAACCGAAAAAGACUCCUGUUACCGGAAUGGAUGGAGUGGCCGAAGGCACCGUGGCUGCCAUGGAUGAAAUAGCCCAGAAAAUGGACACUUUUGAAGACACUCUGGCGCCCAAAACUGAAGUAUUCCAGCAGCUGAACACUGCAUCACACUUGGCCGGAGUAUCCCAGACCAAACUAAAUCCUUCAAAUGAAUUACCACAAAUAUUCAGGGCUGCCGAGAAGGAUGCAUAUACUGCAGAAAACACUAAUGUCAAUGUUCUUCAAAAGGCCCCCACCUCGGUGGUGAUGGUGGAGCAACCAAAUACCAUCAUCGAGCUGGUGGAUCUUUAUGUGCCACCUGCGUCCGUGGCGGCCAGCAAUGGGAUCCUCCUGAACAGCCGCAUCAGCCGCCCGUUUUUCCCCAUUCCAGUGGCCCAGCAUCCUGAAUCCCAGGGCGAAUCCACGCCCAAGCCGGCAACAAAGGGCCGCAGGCGUGGCCCGAAGCCAGGUCCACCUAAGCCACGGCCUGCCAAGCGUCGUCGCGCCGAGACGCCGCCUCCACUGCCGCCGCCACCGAACUUCCUGGCGCACUGCAUCAAUCCGCUGGAGAACGAGAUAUAUCCCAAGGUCAUUGUCCAGCCGGCCCAUCAGCCCUGGGUGCUGCGCAAGGAUCUCCAUGAUGGAGCUCCCAAGCCGCGGCCGCCGCUGCCGCCGCCCCCGCCCCCGCCGCCUCCAGCUCCCAAGCCUGCUCUCAAAGUGGAGGUCAAGGAGGUGGUGAUUCCCAUCAGCGGAGCGCUGAACACGCCCACCACGCAGUCCCAGCCCCUGGUGGUCAGCGCCCAUAUUCGCGAGAAGCUGCAACUCUUUGGCCCGGACGUGACCAUCUCGCUGGUCAACAAUCAGGUAUCCUCGUACUUCAAGGCGGUCAGGCAGGAGGCCGAUGGCCACCAGCGGCAAUUGAUCUUUACCGCCGCACAGCUGCUCUCCUUCAGUGCCGCCCAGUACGGCAAUUGGCACCAGAUGGUGCCCAUCCAGAUGCUCAUGAUGAAGCCCUCGCCGGCCAUGCUGUCCCACUACUUUCCCGGACCCAUGGGUCAGAUACUGGUCAACAAAUUGUUUCCCAAUCAGCAAGCGCUUUUCCAGCCCCCCCCACUGCCCUUCAAGCCGCCCACCGUCCGGCCACCACAGCCCAAAAAACGCGCUCCUAGGCCCAAUCAAACCUAUCUACAUCCUGGCAGGCCGCCAGUAGCGAAGCACCUUGCUCCUCCUGCUCCUGCAGCUGCAGCUCCAGCUCGUUCAGUUACCCCCACUCCGACAACGACUGCGGCCAGCAGCCCGCCAAAGUCACCAGAGCAGAGUGCCCCACUAAUCACUGUGCCCUCCAUCCUCAGGCGCGAGUCCCAGGUGAAGCUGCGCCUGGCGCUGGAGGCGAGGAGGGCCAAGGUUAGGAAGGAGGCAGAGGAGGCGGCGGCGGCCAAGUUAAAUCUGAAGAAAGCCAAGGAGAAGGACGAGUCGAAGGAUGUGAAGGAUCUGGACAACUAG
Drosophila erecta is the source of this 1680-nucleotide messenger RNA. Its product is annotated as formin-like protein 7. The transcript is spliced from 3 exons. The coding region runs from base 1 to 1680 and encodes 559 amino acids. NCBI's taxonomy places the organism in Eukaryota, Metazoa, Arthropoda, Insecta, Diptera, Drosophilidae. The record is from RefSeq and is a predicted model, not a curated record.